Cherax quadricarinatus is the source of this 1347-nucleotide messenger RNA. NCBI's taxonomy places the organism in Eukaryota, Metazoa, Arthropoda, Malacostraca, Decapoda, Parastacidae. The record is from RefSeq and is a predicted model, not a curated record.
GUACCUCUGAAUAUUUGUAUUUACUUAUUGCAGAUUGCUAUGGGCGUGUUGCAGCUGGGCAGGCUGUCUGUGUUCCUCUCAGACAUGUUAGUGUCCGGCUUCACCACUGGAGCUGCUGUUCACGUUCUCACUUCUCAGAUUCCAUUCAUUCUUGGUAUUCACGUUCAUUCCUUCGAAGGACCUCUCAAAAUAAUAUAUGCCUACGUAGACAUCAUUGGCCAGGUAUUUUCCUGUGAUCAAGCUGUCAUGAUCAUUUCUCUGAUCACUAUGAUUGUGCUCAUCUUCAACAACGAAUAUGUUAAGCCAUGGUUUCGCACCUUUACCAAGAUUCCCAUCCCUAUUGAACUAAUUGUCAUCAUCAGUGGUACUCUAACCUCAUACCUGGACAACUUCCACGAUGUUUACAAUAUAAGAAUUGUGGGUGAGGUUCCUACAGGAUUACCUAAACCAGCUAUACCACCUGUGGAGUUGAUGUCAGCAGUGCUUGUGGAUUCUGUAGUGAUCAGUGUAGUGGCUUAUGUUGUCUCCUUCUCCAUGGCCAGGAUCUUUGCCAAGCGUCAUAACUAUAAUGUCGAUGCAAAUCAGGAACUUUAUGCUAUGGGCGCCAGUAACGUGUUUGCAUCGUUCUUCGGUUGUGCUCCCAUCGCUGUGUCACUGGCUCGCUCUCUCAUACAGGAAGCUGCUGGUGGUGUUACACAGAUAACUUCCUUCGUCUGUUGCUUCUUACUGCUGUUUGUCUUACUCUUUAUUGGGCCCGUCUUUGAAACUCUCCCAAACUGUGUACUGUCUUCCAUCAUCGUAGUGGCACUGAAGGAAAUGUUCAUGCAGGUGAGAGACCUGAAGAGGGUGUGGGGUGUGUCUCGUCCCGACGCAAUGAUAUGGCUGGCUUCCUUCCUCGGUGUUGUAAUUAUAGACAUAGACUAUGGCUUGUUGUUGGGUAUCGUCACAUCACUGGUGGUUCUGCUCUAUCGUUCACAAGAACCCAAAACUGCUCGUCUCGGACGUGUUCCAAACACCGAUGUUUACUUAAACGUCAAAGAGUACUCCCUGGCACUAGAGGUUCCAAAAAUAAGCAUCUUUCAAUUUACUGGACCACUACACUUUGCCAACGCUGACUAUUUCCGUCAACAACUAAUGUCUGUGACGGGCCUGAACCCAGCCGCCAUUGUUGCCACUAAGUUACUGGAACCAAAACUGCGACAGCCUGAAGCAGGCAUCACCAGCCAGCAAACAAAGGGAAGAAAUACUGCUUGUGAACAAGGGUGUCCAGCUUAUAAGGCAUCUCUGGCCGAGUGGUCUAGAGAGUCACUUGGGGAACCUUACCAGCCUCCCCAGACGUGGUUUUGA